Messenger RNA from Cyphellophora attinorum, 1395 nucleotides. Its product is annotated as Vacuolar calcium ion transporter. The record is from RefSeq and is a predicted model, not a curated record. Gene Ontology annotation, cellular component: fungal-type vacuole membrane. The transcript is spliced from 2 exons. NCBI's taxonomy places the organism in Eukaryota, Fungi, Ascomycota, Eurotiomycetes, Chaetothyriales, Cyphellophoraceae. Gene Ontology annotation, biological process: calcium ion transmembrane transport; intracellular calcium ion homeostasis. Gene Ontology annotation, molecular function: calcium:proton antiporter activity. The coding region runs from base 1 to 1395 and encodes 464 amino acids.
AUGGCUGUGUCUAACAAUGUAGCUGCAAGCUCGAUCCGUCAGAACUUCCUCCGUCAAGGCAGCAGUAGCAGCGGACACCAUCGCGACAUGAGUAACGGAGCGCAGGGCGGCAACGGCACCGCCGAGCCGAACGAGCGCUCUCAUCUGCUUGGUCGCAUCGGCACCACAGACUCGGGCACACCAUACUACAAACACGAGAACCCUGCCAUCCGAUACCCGUCGCUCGUUGCGCAUACAACAUGGGAAAUAUUGAAGACAAAUUACGUCAACGUCCUGCUGGUCUUUGUACCGCUCGGCAUUAUCGCUGGUGUGCUGGACUGGUCGCCAGUACUCCAAUUCACCUUGAACUUCGUGGCUAUUAUCCCAUUGGCUUCGCUGCUGGCCUUUGCGACUGAAGAGCUCGCGGUCCCACUGGGCCAGACAAUAGGAGGCCUUCUCAACGCUACUUUUGGCAAUGCAGUUGAGCUUAUUGUCUCCAUUAUUGCUCUGCGCAACAACGAAAUCCGAAUCGUCCAAGCCAGCAUGCUGGGCAGUAUUCUGUCCAAUAUCCUCCUCGUCCUCGGCUGCUGCUUCCUAGCCGGCGGCAUCAAAUACAAAGAGCAAUCGUUCAAUAGCACAGUCGCGUCAACCAUGUCAUCUCUUAUGACAGUCGCCACGGCAUCUCUGAUUAUCCCAGCAACGCUCUAUGCUGUCAUGGCGAACAAGGACAACCAAACACAGGAGGACAACAUCAUGGUCCUGUCCCGCGGCACGGCCAUCAUCCUGCUCUUCAUCUACGUUUCCUACCUCUACUUCCAGCUCAAGUCGCACGCCGACCUCUUCGACGACGCCGAAGCGCAAGACGGCGAGGAGGAAGGCGCUACAUUACUAGGCCCAUGGGCCGCUGGAGCCGUCCUCGUGGUCAUCACCGUCGGAGUCGCCAUUUGCGCCGAAUACCUAGUCGACAGCAUCGACGCCAUCGUCGAGGAAGCGCACAUCAGCAAGACCUUCAUCGGUCUUAUUCUCAUCCCCAUCGUCGGCAACGCCGCCGAACACGUCACUGCGGUGAUUGUCGCCUACAAGAACAAGAUGGAUCUCGCUAUUGGCGUCGCCAUUGGUUCGAGCUUGCAGAUCGCCCUCUUCGUUACGCCGUUCCUGGUCGUGCUGGGGUGGGCUAUGGACAGGCCUAUGACUCUGCAUUUCGAGACGUUCGAGACAGUCAGCUUCUUCUUGGCUAGCUUGGUUGUUGUCUUGCUCAUCCAGGAUGGCAAGAGUAAUUGGCUGGAGGGACUGCUGUGCUUGGGAAUGUACAUCAUCAUUGCUCUGGCUUUCUGGGUCUUGCCGGACGACGCGGCGCCUCCUGGAAGUGGUGGCAAGAGUUUGGGUGGUCUGAGUGCUCUUCUCGGCGGAUCAUGA